Molecule: messenger RNA, 1191 nt
Organism: Entrophospora sp. SA101
Lineage: Eukaryota; Fungi; Glomeromycota; Glomeromycetes; Entrophosporales; Entrophosporaceae
Source: the annotation of a GenBank genome assembly
AUGCCUGAGGGAACAUUGCUAGUAGAAUUGGAAAAGGCGAAAACGCACCUUAUAUACUUAAUUGAGAUUUCAAUAAUUGCCCAUGUUUAUUAUGCUUAUUACUUCACUAAUAAAAUAAUUGCGGCCGUGAAAAAAAAAUUAGCCCGCAAAGUUUUUUCGCUACAAAAGUUUUCGGACCCUAAACAAGCCACGGCACUUUUAACUCACAACGCCCGUAGUUUUUCUUACUUGGUAAUUUUUGCUCCUAAUCAGUUAUAUUAUGCUCUUUUAGGAACUACUCUUACUUUUUGGAUGUUAAAAGAUAUUGGCGGCAUGAUUUUAUGGUUAGCCAAGGAAACCAAAAAAGAUAACUUUCUGAUUGAUAAACGUGACUUAAUUAUUAAAAAAAACUUAGUUUCUUCCUCGUUAAAUUCUUAUAAUCGUUUGCUGGAUAAUUCCCGAAGUUUCGCAAAUAAACGUGAUUUAACUUUUACUCUGUCGUGGGUAAUUCCCUCUUAUUCUUUAGGACAAGUUGGAGGCUUUAUUUUCUUACCUUUUGCCAGUGAAUAUCUUGCUGCUUAUCAACGAAUAGCCAAACUUUCUGAGUCAACUAAAAAAAUGGCUGAGCGAUUAAAAGAAUAUCCAGUAGGGCUUGCCGCACAAAAGUGCAUUAACAAUUUCCUGCAACAACCAGAAAGAGAUGACCGGCAAAAAAAUGUCCUAAUUAGCGAACCCAUUACUAAUAUUAGUUUACAAAAAGUUUCUUUUGCUUAUGAAAAAAAUAAAUUAAUACUAGGUAAGUUCGAUUACGAAUUUAAGAAAGGAAAAAUUAAUCACUUAACUGGUGCUAAUGGCUUUGGUAAAAGCACCGUAGUUAGCCUAAUCAUGGGUUUAUAUCAACCACAAAAAGGAGAAAUUAUCAUUAAUAAUGAAUAUAAAUUAACUGACCUCAAUAGCCUUUUUGCUAACAGUGAAAAUAAGGAAAUAUUUAUUUUUGAUGAAGCCGAUAAUGCUUUGGAUGAAAAUAAUAAAAAAGAGUUUCGUCACAAAAUAGAUAAAAUUAAAAUUGGUGUUCUUCCGAGUGAACGGGAAAAAAUAAUGGAAGAGAUUCAAAAUCUUAAUAAUUACAAUAAAACUAUUGAAAAAGGUUUCAAGGACGGAAAAAUUGAUGCGGAAGUGAUGGUUAAGUUGCGGAAAGAGUUGAAUGAAUGA